AUAAUAUUAGAGAAUGUAUUCUUGAAUUGUUCAGUGUUUGUUUCUUCUAUUACCGUAUCUGGUGUAUCGCUUUUGCCAACGUCAAGAUCUGAUUCAGAGGGAUAGUCUACAUUUGACGUAGACACAUGUGUCAUACGAUUUGAUACAGGCGUGUCAUAUUUGUACAAAACAUUGUAAUCCGUAAAACUAGCAUUAUCAUCGGUGUCGUCAUCCUCUGACAAAUGCCGGAGAACAUAUGUUUUCAUUUUAAUAAAACGACUGUAAGUUUUUAAGAUAUGGUAAUGUUUAAGUGCAGUAUUCAUAACCUUAGUCGUACGACGUAUUUUUCUGCACGGUGUCAGUUUGUGAGCCAAAGAAAGGUCCACCAUCCUCUCCUUUACAUUAUUUGGUACUGUUUUCCAAGUGAUUUCAUUCGAUUUCAUUUUGUAGAUUCACUAUAUCGCUUUGCGACAAAAGUAUCAAGUCUAACCUAACUGUUUACUGAUUUAAAAGUGAUCCUUCCAAAUAACACCAUUUGAACUAAUCUAUAAUGAAUUAGAAUGUAAGGAAGACACGUGAAUACAUAUAUGUCAGUAAUGAUUUAUCGUAUCCCUUAAAUAGAAAUUACAAAAUGUAUAUAAGUAGAAAACUGACAUAAACGACGUCGACUAUGUGUUCUAAUACACUAAGAUACGAGUGUAUUUUUCUGACACAUGGUUUAUAAACUUUCCUGUUAGGUAUAAUUACUUCGCUUAACUUAACUAGCCAUUAUUAACUUUCUUAAAAUUAUUUAUCGUUAUUACUAAAUUGAAAAUAAUAGUGUAUACACAUUGGCGCGCGUGCGCGCGCAUAUAUAUAUAUAGAUAUACAUACCAGCUUGCCAGCUUGAUGGUACGUACGUCUUAUACGUAAGUACUAUAUUCGUUUCAACUAUCGAAGUGAAAUGUAAAAUAAUAAAGCAAGAGGAAAAGAAUAAAAGCUCUAAAAUGUAUGAAAUAUAAUUGAAAUUUCAUACAAUACUAUUAACAAUAUAUCAAUGUCCUUGAUUAAACGUAAUAUUUAUCGAAAUUCCUUUCACAUUUCUUCCUUGGAACUACAUACAUAAUCGUGUGUAUGUAAAAUGGAUUUUACGAUGAAAUCGAAGUGUUAAGCUAAUUGGAAAAUUGAUUCGUUAUGACAAGUAUGUAUGAGAAGAUUAAUUACAGGAGAUAGAUUUUUUAAGUGGAAAUAACGAAGAGGAAAUAGAUUUUUUAAAAAACACGAAGAUUGUUUAUAUAAAUAUAACUUGACGCUCGGAUAAAAGAAAAAUAUGUUAUUUACGAAUCUUUGUCAUCUAAAUAUGCUCUUAUAUACCGGAAGUAUGUGAAUCGAUGGAUGUAGGUAUGCACCUAUAUAUAGGUACUUACAUAUAUGAACAAUGAUGCAAACGAAAGAAAGGCAAAAGUGGAGGGAGUGAAAGGAUGGAAGCAGAAGAAAAGGAAUACAGCGACUAUCAAAACAUUUUAUAAUUGCUUUGACUUCUUUAGGUACAAGAAAUAAUUCAUUAGUGAUAAAUUUUAAACCCGAGAUGCCGAAGAGUGUUUAAUAAUAAAGUAACGUUGAAAAAUAUAUUUUAAGGUUCACCAAUGAUAACAAUAUAUGUAGUAUGUAGAAGAAAGAAGUGCAAGAAUGCAGAAGAACGCCGUCGCGGUUCAUAGUGUGAACGAGCUACGAAGAAUUUUAUAUUGAAUUUGAUUAUUGAUGAUCAACAUAUGCAAUCGUUUAAUGAAAAAGGGAGGUCAUUUGAUUUUCGAAUAUUUCAUUCCAACCGGGGAAAGUAAAAAGAUUCAUUGGGCCGGAUACAGGUAAAGAUGGUUCGAGAUACUUUUUGGCUCGCGAAAGUGUUAGACCGAUGAUAAUUUUAUCGGUAGAUUUGGUGAACAUUAAUGAAAAGAAAACUCAAGAAUGCAUCAAAAUCGAAGGAAGAAAAAGCGAGUGAAUUACGGUGUAAGGACAGUGGAGGUGUCGCGCGGAUCGAAGGGUUUUGGUUUUACAAUCUCGGGACAGCAACCUUGCAUUUUGAGUUGCAUCGUUCCCGGCAGUCCAGCAGAAAAUGCAGGACUACGAGCCGGCGAUUAUUUAGUAUCAGUGAAUGGUCACAAUGUCAGCAAAGUGCCUCACGAUGAUGUUGUACAACUAAUUGGUUGUUCUAAGGGUAUUCUGAGGUUACAAAUAGCUGAAAAUUAUUAUUCUGACUCUUCGGACGAAGAGGGUUUGGCAACCGUACGCUGUAGGCCUAAAUAUACUCAUAAACCACGUACAAGUAAUAUAGGAGCGCUCCAGCUGCAAUGUAGAGUCGCCAAAGUUGUAAGGGAUCUGCAAAGCGGUGUUAUGUUCGAUACAACAGAAAGAGCGUCGACCGAAUUACAAAACCAAGAGAGCUAUUGCGGUUUACAAUAUCGUUGGGAUAUGUCUAGUCCUCUUCCACCACCGCCGCCGCCAACUUCGCACAAAAGAGACUCUGAAAAGAUAGUGCAUAGAACAGUAGUCGGUUAUUUGGGAACUAUAGAUAUACCGAACCAAUUACACCCAUCUUGUAUGAUGCAGGUUUUGAGGAAAUGUAUUAAACGCUUGAAAGCAGAGAAAAGGAACCCGACUACAGUGCUUUUAACAAUACACGUUGCAAAUAUAAAGCUCACCAAUUCAGAAAAUCAUGUUAUAGCAGAAUAUCCGUCUUACAGAAUAAUAUUUUGUAAUUCGUUCUCUGAACAGGAUAAACAGUAUUUCGGUAUACUGACUAAAUCUGUUAAGGAUAAAGAAAAUAUUGUUUCAAAUUCGUGUCAUGUUUUUACAAUUUAUUAUAAAUUAAUAGACCAUGCUGUACAUUCCAGUGUGUGUAAUAUAUUCGGCUUUACAUGUACUAAAACAUCUGAAUUAAAUGUUUGUCAAGAAUUUCCUGACAGUUGCAAUAGCCUGAUCGGUGCAAUACAAACUUUGUAUAUAUCAGAUUCCACGAGUACAGACGCGAAUUCUUACAACGAAAUACGAAGGCAUCAAGAUGCAUCUUCUCCACAGCCAAGUAACAUAAGUACAUCUACGGCUCAUUCGAGUAACAGUGAUUCUGGAAUUGGCUUCAAAGAUGAUUGCACCAGCCGUUUGGAUAAAAAUAAUACUCAAGAUGUUUCUCGAAGAAGAUGUUAUCCUACAUCGGAUUACAAGGAUGCGUGUGCACAUUCGCCGAAAAUGUACGGUAAUGCGGCCGUCGACUUCAGAUUGACCGUUCGAGCUGUAUCUAACGCGUACUGGACCGAAAGAAACGAGUCGGACGCCUGUAAGAGUAAUGGGAAGCUGUCUCACGAAAGUGUCGUCUUCAAUGAUUUUUGCAACAGAAUAAGCGCGUGCACGACAUCGAUAAAAGAUCACGAGGCGCACUCCGACUUACAAAAGGAAACGAAGAGGGGGAAUUUGCCCACCUGUCCGUUACCAUCUGCCUCUACUGUGAAGCAGGGGUUGGUUAGUUCGUCCGUUGGUUCGCUCGCGUCCGUUUGCACCACCGCGAUGCUGCAUGGCAUAGAAGACCGCGUCGAGACCUCCGAAAACUCUACGUUCAGAUCGAAAGCGUUGCUAACGUUCACGCAAUUAACGGAACUGACGGAAACAGAUAACCGGGAUAAAUUUAGUCCGAAAGUAUUCUCCGGUAUCUCGAAAUCUUUAGUGCACAGUUUCGAGGAUCUGAAAGCGAGCAUGGAUUACACUCGACCCCUGUGCCAAACCUAUUCAGAUAAGUCGGACAAUUCACGACCAUGGGGAAGCUUACAAGAAAUUCGAAACAUCGGGAGCUGCGUACAGGACACCUGUAUGCACGGUAGCACGGAAUUAUGCGACAAAAACACCGAUUACAAAAGUAUACAUGCAUGGGCAAAUGGUUUCGAGAAAUUAUUGGAAGAUCCGAAAGGAUUGCAAACAUUUGCAGAAUUUUUGAAGAAGGAGUUUAGUCAUGAAAAUAUCUAUUUCUGGGCUGCUUGUGAAAGAUAUAAAGACACUAAGGAUAUCGUUACACGGCGCAAGUUGGCUAGUCAAAUCUAUCAACGUCAUUUAUCUAAUACGGCAUCUGAGCCUGUGAACGUAGACAGUCAUGCUGCUGGUCAAAUAACUCCAGAGCUUCUCGGCGAAGCUCCUGCUAAUCUAUUUCUGCAGGCACAGAAACAAGUUUUCAACUUGAUGAAAUUCGACAGUUACCCAAGGUUCUUGAGAUCCGAUCUGUAUCGUCGUUGUAUGGAAACAGGAUGUUCCACGGUUGCUGUAGAGGAUUGUGAUUUAAGUCUCACUAAUUCGCCUAGUGUGAAAUUAAAAAAAAGCCAUUCAGAUGCUGAAGAUCGAUGUAGAAAGUCUAUUCUUCCAUGGAAUAGAAAGAAUAGGUCUAAAUCAAAAGACCGCGGAGAGACCGAGUACAGUAAAACCCCUAGUAGAAGUGAAACCAUUUAUAAGAGUUUUACAACUAUGAAGAGAGAGUCUGAAGGUAAUAACAACGACGACAGUAUUUCCAUAUCUAGUAGCAGGUCUUCGUUAGCUUCUUGGGAUUUGGCACUGAGACAGUCGUUCCAUAAACAUUCUUUAUCGUCCUACGAAGGACAGUCGAACGAAUCAAAAGAAGUUCGUACCAAAUGUACCGGGUUGUGUCGGGUAAUAUUACCCGACGGAUCGACCACGGUUGUGCCGACUAGCCAAACGGAGAGUAUUAAAGAUGUGGUUACACGCCUCCUUGAUAAAAGAGCUCUUCGAUACUCUAACUAUGACGUUCUAAUCCUAGCCACAGACGAGACAAUAGAAGUGAAAUACCCGUCGUCUGUACUAGCUGGCCAAGAAGUAGAAGUUGUCCCAACGAAAAUAUUAAAAGUGGACUUACCACCGCGACGUGUAAUAACUGUGAUUGCACAUAAAGGUAGAACUCUUAGAGAAGUGUUGAAGCCGCUGUCAAAUAAGUAUGGUUUCAAUCUGAAUACAAUCACUGUCUGGAGUGAAAAUCAUUGCGUUUGUAUGGAUAUGCCAGCUAUCGAUGCUCCAGCCAGAUUGACAUUGACUAACGUAAAGGAAGAAGAUCCGAUGCACGAGUUACACACGGUGAAAUAUACCCACGACGUGCCGCUCGCUCAGCCGACGUUAGAUGAGAUCACCAACAGAGUCUUCGAAGAGCUGUUGGUUGGAAAAGGUGCGAGCAAAUAUCAGUACAACGAUGGCUCAUGUAAGUCGGACGAUCAGCGCUCCGAAGGUUCCUCCAUUUUACCUAGUAAAUUUUUUCUCCGCGAUUCUACGAUGCAUGGAAAAAAGAAGGGAAAAUCCAAGUGCAAUUCAAACGAUAAAGGAAACGCAAACGAUUACACGUCUGAAGAAACUGUCAAGUCUCAUCCUCCUUUAAUAGCGAAAUGGCGGAAUGGCGUUAAGUUGCAGUUGCCAGGAAAAUUUGACGGUGAAGAUCUAUACGAAGGAUUAAAACGAGCUCAAAGAUCCAGGCUGGAAGAUCAGAGAGGAACGGAAAUUAAUUUUGAAUUGCCAGAUUUCUUAAAGAACAAGGAAAAUGGUAAACCGGCGGAUCGCUGCAACAAGGUUCGAAGACAUAGGAUAAUGUGCGCCAGUACCACUGAAGCGAACGCUAAGUUUUAUGGGUCAAUUAACGAACGGGAAUGUAUUGAGGGACAGGAUCAAAGCACGGUAGCUCCGUCAAGGAACGGAAAUGUCAAUGCAGAAACUGCCGUUGUAUCCACCGGUGGGAAAGAUUCUCAGAGUAAGUCUGAAGACAAUUCGAUCGUAUUGGUCCCGACUUUAAUGGAUGGAAACGGGGAUGCGGAUACGGAUACAGACACGGAUACGGAUGGGAAUGGGGAUGGUGUUGCGGUUGCAAUCGGAAUUGCCAAACGAGAACGAGACCGUGAACGAGAACGAAACCGACAAGUGGUCGUAGAGAACGGAUCCGGCUCUCGAAUAGUCGCUUUGGAUUCUUUCGACCUGCGAACCCUGUCGAACAUGAAAUCAUCGAAACCUCCACCGCUUCCUCCGAAACCUAAAAAUCUUAUCACAAACGCUACUAAAACUGGGUAUUUCGUGUCCUCGAAAUCUUUACCAAAGUCCAUUCGAACGAUUCCCAUUAGUUCGACCGAAUCAAGUCGAAAAAAUAUUUUCUAACGUGUUGGAAAAUUCGUACGUUUAACUCGACCGAUUUGCGCAUUCCAUGCAAAUCGUAAAAUACGUAGUACAUUUCUAUUUUGAGAUUUGUUGCGUAGACGCAUAUAUGUAUACACGUUCCAUCCUAUAUACAUAAAAGAAAGAAAGGAAGAAAGAAAGGAAAAAAAAUAUUGGAGAAAUGCCACGACCGUGAUGCGUCGUAUUAUUUCGUCCGAUUGACUGAUUAAUCUAUCUGUAGCCCGAAAUUUCAAAAGUGCCUUGAUGCGAAUCAUGCUAGACGCACAAUACAUUGCCAGCUUCAUCCGACGAUCGUGUUGGUUGAUAAAUAUUUAUGAUCCUUUUACGAUAUAGCUGUUACUCUCCUGGUUGUACAGGACAUAUAUUUUAUUGUAAUUUAUAGUCGAUGAAUGUUGUUACAUGUAAACAAAAAUAAAUAUUUGAGAUUUUAUGCGA
Messenger RNA from Nomia melanderi (Alkali bee), 6591 nucleotides. NCBI's taxonomy places the organism in Eukaryota, Metazoa, Arthropoda, Insecta, Hymenoptera, Halictidae. The record is from RefSeq and is a predicted model, not a curated record.